Molecule: messenger RNA, 1006 nt
Organism: Chilo suppressalis (striped riceborer)
Lineage: Eukaryota; Metazoa; Arthropoda; Insecta; Lepidoptera; Crambidae
Source: the annotation of a GenBank genome assembly
UCAACCUUGCCAUUCCACGCCUACUGCGCAAUACUGGGCACAAUUCCUGACAUAUUUUCAUUUGUAAAUGAUUAUAUUAUAUAUGUUCAUUAGUGGGUUAAGGGAUAUCAUCUCAUCCUACGUGACACACAAGAACCUCGGCAAUUGCACCAUCCGCGCGGGCAGCUCCUACAACAAUAGAGGAAGAUAGCUAUAUUUUUCUUUUAUUUCAAAAAGAUGUCAUUUUUUUCUAUAAAUUAAUAGUUAAAUAAAGGGCAAUGGCAAGCAAUCAAAAUUUAAAAUGGCAGAAGAUUAUAAGAUUCUAAAACAAGGUGCUGAAGCCAAGCUUUACAUAUGCAAUUAUCUUGGUAAGCCUGCACUGAUAAAGGAGAGAUUUAAGAAAAAUUACCGCCAUUCUGAUUUGGACACAUCCAUCACUAAAGAGAGAAUAAAAAAUGAAGCGCGUUCGAUAGUACGAUGUAAAACAGCUGGUGUGAAGACUCCUUGCUUAUAUUUGGUAGAUUUUGAGAGGCGUCGCAUUUACAUGCAGCAUUUUGUGGAAAGUAUAACCAUAAAAGACUUUGUCAUAAAUAUAGUCAGUAAAGAACAAAUUAAUUGUGAUGGUGAUAUCAUUUUGGAUGUAGUUGCCAAAAUGAUUGGAGAGGCAGUUCGAAAGAUGCACGAUAAUAAUAUAAUACAUGGAGAUCUAACAUCAUCAAACAUGUUACUUGUUCCCAAAAUAAGUAGCGCAGGAGUAGCAGAUAAUUCAAAAUGGCUGGAUGUAGCUAAUCUGGAGUUAGUAAUGAUAGAUUUUGGUUUAUCAUUCAUCGAUACUAGCACAGAAGAUAAAGGAGUUGAUUUGUACGUAUUGGAAAGAGCGUUGAUCAGUACACACAAUGAUUAUCCUGACUUAUUCAACAAAAUCUUGGAAGCUUAUAAGAAAUUCAAUAAAAACAAUGUAAAAGAGAUAUUGAGUAAGUUUGAAGAAGUCAGAGCAAGGGGACGGAAGAGAACUAUGGUAGGGUAG